AUCAAUCGUUGGAGUAAUAAACAAGUAUCUAUGCAUUCGUUUCCCGAAAGUAGAACUAAUCCUCCCAUUGCGUAUUGGUACUUAUCGGGUAUAGAAUAGAUCUGCUUCUCUUUGUUCUUACGAACAGAAUUGUUCCAUUAUUUUCAAUGGAACGGAAUAAAAAUUAACCCUUUCUCAUACGGAAUCUACUGAAAAGGUUAGAUACAUAGUAUAGUCUUUUCCAAUGCGAUAAAAUAAAGUGACAUAGUGUCUAUUUUUCUUUGAUAAAGGGGUAUUUCCAUGGGUUUGCCUUGGUAUCGUGUUCAUACUGUCGUAUUGAAUGAUCCCGGUCGAUUGCUUUCUGUCCAUAUAAUGCAUACAGCCCUAGUUGCUGGUUGGGCCGGUUCGAUGGCUUUAUACGAAUUAGCGGUUUUUGAUCCCUCUGACCCCGCUCUUGAUCCAAUGUGGAGACAAGGUAUGUUCGUUAUACCCUUCAUGACUCGUUUAGGAAUAACCAAUUCGUGGGGUGGUUGGAGUAUUUCAGGAGGAACUGUAACGAAUCCCGGUAUUUGGAGUUAUGAAGGUGUGGCAGGGGCACAUAUUGUGUUUUCUGGCUUGUGCUUCUUGGCAGCUAUCUGGCAUUGGGUGUAUUGGGACCUAGAAAUAUUCUGUGAUGAACGUACGGGCAAACCAUCUUUGGAUUUGCCUAAGAUCUUUGGAAUUCAUUUAUUUCUCUCAGGGUUGGCUUGCUUUGGCUUUGGCGCAUUUCAUGUAACAGGUUUGUAUGGUCCUGGAAUAUGGGUGUCCGAUCCUUAUGGACUAACUGGAAAAGUACAACCCGUAAGUCCAGCGUGGGGCGCAGAAGGCUUUGAUCCUUUUGUUCCCGGAGGAAUAGCCUCUCAUCAUAUUGCAGCGGGUACAUUGGGCAUAUUAGCAGGCUUAUUCCAUCUUAGUGUCCGUCCGCCUCAACGUCUAUACAAAGGAUUACGUAUGGGCAAUAUUGAAACUGUACUUUCCAGUAGUAUCGCUGCUGUUUUUUUUGCAGCUUUCGUUGUUGCUGGAACUAUGUGGUAUGGUUCAGCAACUACCCCAAUCGAAUUAUUUGGUCCCACUCGUUAUCAGUGGGAUCAGGGAUACUUUCAGCAAGAAAUAUAUCGAAGAGUUAGCGCCGGACUAGCCCAAAAUCUGAGUUUAUCGGAAGCUUGGUCUAAAAUUCCCGAAAAAUUAGCUUUUUAUGAUUACAUUGGUAAUAAUCCAGCAAAAGGGGGAUUAUUCAGAGCAGGGUCAAUGGACAACGGGGAUGGAAUAGCUGUUGGGUGGUUAGGACACCCCGUCUUUAGAGAUAAAGAAGGGCGCGAGCUUUUUGUACGUCGUAUGCCUACCUUUUUUGAAACAUUUCCGGUAGUUUUGGUAGAUGGAGACGGAAUUGUUAGAGCCGAUGUUCCUUUUAGAAGGGCAGAAUCAAAGUAUAGUGUUGAACAAGUAGGUGUAACUGUUGAGUUCUAUGGUGGCGAACUCAAUGGAGUCAGUUAUAGUGAUCCUGCGACUGUAAAAAAAUAUGCUAGACGUGCCCAAUUAGGUGAAAUUUUUGAAUUAGAUCGGGCUACUUUGAAAUCUGAUGGCGUUUUUCGUAGCAGUCCAAGGGGUUGGUUCACUUUUGGCCAUGCUACGUUUGCUUUGCUCUUCUUUUUCGGACACAUUUGGCAUGGCGCUAGAACCUUGUUCAGAGAUGUUUUUGCUGGCAUUGAUCCAGAUUUGGAUGCUCAAGUGGAAUUUGGAGCAUUCCAAAAACUUGGGGAUCCAACUACAAAGAGACAAGUAGUCUGAUACAACAUUGCUCUGGUAUCUUUCGCCUCUUUUUUUGAUUUGACAUAGGGUUAGGGUACUGAAGAAAUCUUGACUUGAAUCACCAUCUUUUCUUUGACUCUUUCCUUUUCUUUAUAUGGUAAAUGAUGCCAAAUGAAUAGGUGUGGAAGCUAUAAUUGUAAACCACGAUCGAAUCUAUGGAAGCAUUGGUUUAUACAUUCCUUUUAGUCUCGACUUUAGGGAUAAUUUUUUUCGCUAUCUUUUUUCGAGAACCGCCUAAGGUUCCAACUAAAAAAUGAAAUAAUUUUUCAUUAUCUCAGUUGAAGUAAUGAGUCUCCCCAUAUGGGAGGCUCAUUACUUCAACUAGUCCCCGUGUUCUUCGAAUGGAUCUCUUAGUUGUUGUGAGGGUUGCCCAAAAGCGGUAUAUAAGGCGUACCCAGUAAAGCUUACAAGUAAACCAGAUAUGAAGAUGGCGACUAGGGUUGCUGUUUCCAUUUUUAGACAAUUUCAAGAUCACAAUGGAUCUACGAUAAGAUCGUUUAUUUACAACUACAACGGAAUGGUAUACAAAGUCAACAGAUCUCAACCAAUGAUUAAAUAGGAUUUAUGGCUACACAAACCGUUGAGGAUAGUUCUAGAUCUGGGCCAAGACAAACUACUGUAGGGAAUUUAUUGAAACCAUUGAAUUCGGAAUAUGGUAAAGUAGCUCCGGGCUGGGGGACUACACCAUUAAUGGGAGUCGCAAUGGCCCUAUUUACGGUAUUCCUAUCUAUUAUUUUGGAAAUUUAUAAUUCUUCCGUUUUACUGGAUGGAAUUACAAUGAGUUAAGUUUAUAAGAACUUUGAAGUCCUAGUUUUCAAUCAAAAAAAUUACUUUACUUAAAACUCGGAUUUCUAGACCAUUCUGGUAGUUCGACCGUGGAAUUUAUUUGUUUCGGUAUCUCCGGAAUAUGAGUGUGUGACUUGUUAUAAUUGAUCCUAUUGAUAAUACAGAGAAUGGUCCUGUUAUCUCUAUCGAGAUGAUUCUAUUUCGUCGGAUAGUUAUUCUAGUAUCUGGAGCACGGAAUAUAUAUAGAAUAUAGAAUAGAUUAAUAAAAGAAAUAUUAAAACUAUGAUUCAUACCUACUAUUCAGACCUCGCAACCGGACUCAGAAAUUUUCAAAUAGAUAUUUCCUAAAUCAAACGAUUUUUCUUCCUUCGGACUUAUUUUUUUCUUGACCGAAGGACAACUCUUUUUCUAGAUUUUGUUGAGUCAUUACAUUCAUCGAAUAAGUGAUCAUCAAAGGGUUCUUACUCAGAGAACCUUUGAGUUUAGCUUGAGGCUUUGCUUUAUUAAAUUAAAUCAUCGUGGUUCUAGUAUGAAUCUGGGGUUUCAAUUGAUUCAUAGGGUCUCAACAAGCAAAUUCCUAUCAAUAGUAAAACAAGAAUCAAUCCGCAUUACACAAAAAAACAAGAAAUAAAAUAACAAAUAAAAAAAUAGGGAAGAGAAGAUUCAAAAGGCCUGUAAUGAUCAACAUCAAAAGAGACAGAUGAGCCAACUUGAUAUUUUGAGGCAUUAUCAUACAAAGAAGAAAUUUCUUAUUUUUGUUACUUCGUAUCUUCGGGUCGGGGCAAAUCAAGCGGCUAAGCUAAGAAGUUUUUAACUUUCUAUUACAUAUCCGUUGAAAUCAGCAUUUGUGUGUUUCUGCUUGAGCCGUACGAGAUGAAAUUUUCAUAUACGGUUCUCAGAGGGGGAGUCCCUUGGCCUUGGUUACCUAUCUCAAUAAAGUAUAUGAUUGGUUUGAGGAACGUCUUGAGAUUCAGGCGAUUGCAGAUGAUAUAACUAGUAAAUAUGUUCCUCCUCAUGUCAACAUAUUUUAUUGUUUAGGGGGGAUCACACUUACUUGUUUUUUAGUACAAGUAGCUACAGGUUUUGCUAUGACUUUUUACUACCGUCCAACCGUUACAGAGGCUUUUUCCUCUGUUCAAUACAUAAUGACCGAGGCCAACUUUGGUUGGUUAAUCCGAUCAGUUCAUCGAUGGUCAGCAAGUAUGAUGGUUCUAAUGAUGAUCUUGCACGUAUUUCGUGUGUACCUUACAGGUGGAUUUAAAAAACCCCGCGAAUUAACUUGGGUUACAGGUGUAGUUUUGGCUGUAUUGACGGCAUCUUUUGGUGUAACUGGUUAUUCCUUACCUCGGGACCAAAUUGGUUAUUGGGCAGUAAAAAUUGUGACAGGCGUACCUGAAGCUAUUCCCGUAAUAGGAUCGCCUUUGGUAGAGUUAUUACGCGGAAGUGCUAGUGUGGGCCAAUCCACUUUGACUCGUUUUUAUAGUUUACACACUUUUGUAUUGCCUCUUCUUACUGCCGUAUUUAUGUUAAUAGCAUUUUCCAAUGAUACGUAAGCAAGGUAUUUCGGGUCCUUUAUAGAAUCAUAGAUAUUUGUAAUUGAUCAUAUAUCAUACUGGGGAGGAACGAUAGACAAUAAUAUUUCAUUGCUAGAAAUAUGGAUUAUUGAAAAAAUAAGACAUGUUAUUUGGAUACUUUUCUUCAACUUCGAGGUAUUGUAUUCCUUAUUUGAUACGAAUAGUUGAAGUGAAUUUUCCGAAGAGAGGAUGGAUUAUGGGAGU
Molecule: messenger RNA, 4391 nt
Organism: Musa acuminata AAA Group (dessert banana)
Lineage: Eukaryota; Viridiplantae; Streptophyta; Magnoliopsida; Zingiberales; Musaceae
Product: photosystem II CP47 reaction center protein
Exons: 1
Coding region: 280-1806 (508 amino acids)
Biological process (GO): photosynthetic electron transport in photosystem II; photosynthesis, light reaction; photosynthesis
Cellular component (GO): membrane; photosystem II
Molecular function (GO): chlorophyll binding
Source: RefSeq, a predicted model, not a curated record